Molecule: messenger RNA, 265 nt
Organism: Pseudomassariella vexata
Lineage: Eukaryota; Fungi; Ascomycota; Sordariomycetes; Amphisphaeriales; Pseudomassariaceae
Exons: 1
Coding region: 82-255 (57 amino acids)
Source: RefSeq, a predicted model, not a curated record
UAGCCUAAUAUCAGAGCUGCGACUUGGCGAGUUGCGGGGAAGCUGCGUACUAAAAUUAGCGUUACGUCCCCUGAGCCUGAGAUGCACUCUUUCGCCGCAAAACUCUUGUCAGCGAAUGAGCAAUGGCGAUGGCUUUCAAAACGUGGACGCCAGCCAGCAGCUCAGUUGGUCGUGGCGGUGAGAAUUACUCCGUCUUGCAUGGACACCGGGACGGACUUUCGCAUGCUCACCUACCGUAUGCUCACCAACUACUAGGACGUGGAGC